AAACAUCUAAAUGAUCGUUAUCAGUUAUUUUUACAAUAAUUUAUCAAGACAGUCUGUAGAAAAACAAGAUAACAAUUUCAUGAUGCCAAGUAAGAAAUCGCUUAUGUAAUUCCAACUUUAAUUCUAUUCUUUUAUCUAUCGCAAUUGCUCCUGAAAUUCUUUAAACCAGGCUUUAAAAAAAAUAAACUGAUAACCAAACUCAGGGAUCGUAAGACGUAUAUAUAUUAUUUUCUAUGCACUUGAAACCGAAGCUUCUUAUUUUUGCGAUUACGCGCUAUCAACUGCUUCUCUUUUUAAACGUCAUCAUCAGAUAGGAAAAAGUUUCUCAGCUGAGGUUAUGAAAUACUCAUUUCAUUCAAUGAUGGAGAAGUGAAGGAAGCAGGAAGUAUCAACUACAACACUAUUCUUUGGAAGAAAAUUACCAGAAUUUAAAGUCAAGAGCACAAAAAAGAUUUGGUACGAAAGUUUGAGAUGACAAGGAAUUGAAGUAAAGGUUACAAAUAUUUAAAAUUAAGAUUAAUAGGAUUUGAAGUCAAGUUUACAAGGAUUUGAAAUCCAGAUUACAAGAGAAGAAAUCAAUUUCGCAAGAGUUUGAAGUCAAGUUUUGAAGAGUUUAAAUCCAGUAUUAGGAGGAUCUUUGUUAAUUUAUAAAGACGGAAUGAUGAACCAUGAAUGAUACAAACUAAUAACUCUUUCUCUAUGACAUGGCUGGUUUGAGCAGGCCAUCGCAAUAACUUUUUUUUCUUCCUUAAAAUACCCGGAACUACUUACACAAAAUGUCCAAUAAAGUGCCAAGCAUAAAAAAGAACUUACCCAACAUAGGAUUUACCCCAGUACCCAGUCAGGAAACGGACAAUGAUCAAGAAGAAGAUACAGUCUGCGGGAUUGGCGGGUUUACACCGAGAUGGCUGCAAAAGUUCAAUUCACCAAAAGUCUUUCUCAUAAACCACAGUAUUUUGGGUGUUCUUCAGGGUGCUUUUUUCACAUAUUUGGUGGGGUGCUUAUCGACCUUAGAGAAGCGCUAUGCCUAUGAAUCCAAAGUCACCGGAAUCAUAAUGAUUUCUGACGAAAUAAGUCCUGUGCUGUUUGGGAUGCUGCUCGGUUAUUUCGGUGGAAAGUCCCACAGGCCACGGAUUGUAGCGUUUGGUAUGUUGGUCGCUGUGGCUAGCUGCUUUGUCAUGUCUAUUCCGUAUUUUAUAUACGGGCGCAUACGAAAUUUUGACACCGAAGAUGUACGGCAUUUAGUCAAUUACACUAAAUACGAAAUUUGUGACUUAAAAGAAAAAGACCAUUUUUGCGAGAAGUCGCCGACUUUUACUGCUGUGUCCAUAUUUUUCUUUGGAAAUUUCUUGAAAGGCUUCGGAUCUCUGGCAUUUUAUACGAUCGGCACUUCCUUCCUAGAUGAUAGUGUGAAGAAAAAAAAUUCGCCUGUUUAUUUCGGAACCUUAUUUUCAUUGCGCCUCCUGGGACCUACUUUUGGCUUUCUUUUAUCCUCUCUUUGUCUCAGUUUUUAUGAAGAUCCUUUCUAUGAUCCCGGAUAUAGCACAAAAGACCCCCGAUGGAUCGGAGCUUGGUGGUUAGGCUUCAUCAUAUUAGGCAUAGCCAUAUUUAUAUUUUCUAUUCCAAUGGUUCUCUUCCCUAAACGAUUCCCCGGAAAGAAGUUGCCAUCUGAACUUAAAAAUAAGAAGGAAACCAAACCAGAACCACCGAAAUCGCCAAUAGAACAACUCAAAGAUAUGGGCAAAGCAAUGAAGAGACUCGGAAAGAAUCCCAUUUUGAUCUGCCAUUAUUUGGGGGGAGUGUUCAGACUUAAUGGCCUGAUAGGUUAUUACGUCCUCCUUCCCAAAUACAUGGAGACUCAGUUCAGGCAGUCAGCUUCAGUGGCCAGUCUUUAUUCAGGACCGGCUGGUCUGGUUGGCAUGAUAUUUGGCAUUUUCCUUGGCGGAAUUGCGAUCAGAAAAUUCAAGCCAAGACCGAGGGUGAUGACGGGUGGAAUUGUGUUUGCUGAAUGUUUCAGCUUCUUGGCUCUAAUUAUAUGCAUGAUGAUAACUUGUCCUGUUUAUCAAAUGACCGGCACAAGUUCUGUUAUACAACCACAAUUUAGUUUGAAUAACACUUGUAACACGGAUUGCUUGUGCUCAACCAAAGUCUAUACACCCGUUUGUGGUCCUGAUGGAAAAUCAACUUAUUUCUCCCCCUGCUAUGCCGGUUGUCAAGGUUACAACAAAACAGAUGGAAAAGAAGUAUUCACCGAUUGUAAGUGUGUUCAUGAUGAAUCAGGCAUCAUAAGGGUGGGUGAGGCGACCAAAGGUUAUUGCAAUUCUGAAUGUCAGUGGCUCAUAACAUUUGUGGUUGUUUUAUGCGUUGGAAAACUGCUCUCGUCUACAUCAAGGGUCGCCAAUGCACUCGUCACACUCAGGUGUGUUGACCCAAAAGACAAAAGUAUUGCCUUAGGUGCUUUAUCUGGAGUAUUCUCCUUAUUGGCAUUCAUACCCUAUCCUCUAAUAUACGGAGCACUGACAGAUGCGAGCUGCUUGGUAUGGGAGAAAAGUUGUGGCAAAACUGGCAACUGCUGGAUCUACGACAGCGACAAAUUCAGAUAUUUGCUGCACGGCGUCUCAGCCGGCUUCGUUUUCCUGGGCUGCGUCACCGACGUAUUCGUUUUCAUUCUCAGUCCCAGAUUAAAAAAUCUCUACGAUGACGAUGAAGAAGAGAAGAAAGAGCCGAUGACCGAAAGAGACGAAGUCGAAAUCAUCAGCAAUGGAGGUAUUCUGGGAGUGUUUAAAACUGGUGUCCCGAAUAACAGUUUUAAUCCUUUAAAAGAUGAAGAAAAGACUUCCACACCUUUGUAAAGUCCUCUACUCUAUUUCAUUCUCGGAUCCAAUUUUUCGCUUGAGAAGAUUACGUAAGAAUGAUUUGAGAUACGUCAUGUUUACGGAUUAUUGGACAUCAUUCUUACGUAUGAGUGACGGCAUUUCAAACACGAGAUUCACAAAAAUGAUGCGAAAUACAACAUUCUCACUGAUAGUUGGACAUUCUCAACGAUCAGUGGAAGCAUUUCUAACAUAAGAAAGGCGUGAAAUAUGACAAUUUUAAAGAUUAUUGGAUAUUUUCCAGCUUAAGUGAAUGCAUUUCUUACACAAGAUGGACAAGAAUGAUGUACGAUGCAUCAUUUUUGCUCAUCAUGGGACACCAAUCUUGCGUAACAGACGAAUGAACUUCUUAUUAUGACAGUGAGAAUGACAUGUGAUAUAAUUCAGCGAGCGAAUGUCAUUUUUUACGUUUUAUUGACAAUCAUUCGCUCACAAAAAAACGCUAUUCUCACUCUAUUUUAGAAUAAUAACGGAAUACGAUAGAGCAAAUCUUCGUUAUUCUAUCGUUCCACUUUAAUACGCGUGAGAAUUAUGUCAGAGUCAUGUAAAGUUUUAUUAGAUAGUUCUCAUCUAUCUUGUCUAUUGCUCGAUUAUGUGUGGGUUAUAUGUAAAACAAUGCGGCAAGAUCACUGUAUCCUUAUGUCAUAACGAGUGUUCCUAUUUUACGUCAUUCUUAUGCAAUUUUCGGUAGUGUAACCUCGAUCCGAGAAUCGUCCCUUCAAAGACUGGUGGAAAUUUCUCCCACAAAGAGCUUAUUUAUUGAUUAUUGCAUAUUUCAUCUAUGUUACACAUUUUUUUAAAAUUUAAAUGCUAUAUGUUCUGUAAAGAAAUUCUUGAAGAAGAAAAAAAAAUGUUUUGGUUAGUCAUAGUUAUGUAGUCUGCACAUAAUUUAUGUUCACAUAUAGACUCAUCAUUUAUCAAAUUUGCCACAACACUUAGUGAGUUAUAACUAUUCAAAGCAUACUUACUUGAGACAUUAUCUCUCAAAAAAAAAAUUUCAUAAAAUUUUGAUCAAUACACAUUAUGAUUCACGACUGACGCAAGAUGCAUAAUGUACGAUACUAAAUAAUCAUAUAGCGUUCAAUGAUAAAAAUAACAUGUUUUUUAUUCAAAACAUUUCAGUGAAUUUCUUUAACCAAGCACGUUGAUUCUCUAUUAUUUUUUUCGGUUCAGUCUUUGCGCCAGUGUCACUGUAAUAUUCCCCACUCAGAAUUUUUUAAUUUUUACUUCUUAAUAAUAAGUAAGUUAGAAAAAACCGGGCCAAAUUUUUUUUUAUUAGAAAUUACCCGAAACUAGUUGCUGACUGUAACUAUAUUGUUUGUAAAAUAGUGAAAGCUAUUUGUUUAAACAAAAGUAUUUUGGAAACUUCCAUUACGAAACAUUUAAUUUUAACUCCAACGAUUGAACUCUUUAAUUUCUAAUUGCUUGAAGAUUUAUGUUUAGUAAGUUCAGCAUCUAAUAACGUCUAUUUUCUUAUAAAACUUAAAUCAGGUUUAAAUGUUAUUAUUUCGUUAAUGUUAAUGUGAAAUUAAAACACACAAUGAAUGAGUGUCUGCAGAGGAUCAAAAAUUUAUUUAUGAUUCCUAACUUCAUUUACUUAAAGUUACAAACAAAUUAAAUUCAAAAUCAUUAAUGUUUAUCGAUUCUUGUUUGCUUAUCAAUGUUUUAAUUUUAUCCUAUAAUUAAAGAUCUCAUUAGAAAUAAACACGUUUUUUUACUUCUCUAUUUGAAUGUAUAUUUCCGGUUUUAUUUAGCCAGCUGGGAUGAGUCUUUAGUUUUUGACAAAUUUGUUUUUCACUGUCUAUAUUCAUAUAAGUAUUUAAUUUAAAAUGGGUGUUCUCUAAAAAACUGCAACUAGUGUAGCACGGCUCCUUGAAAGAUCCUUAAGAAUUAAAAAUUGGUUUUAAUCAUUCGGAGUAGCCCACUGGCUGUGGAUUUCAGAGAACACCCAAUGUAAUGUUAUUACGUGAAAAUUAUAUUUUACAUAAUUUAAUUGCAAAUCGUCAAACGUAAGUGUAAGAUGAAUUUAAUUAAAAUAUUUUGACGUUUUA
This is a messenger RNA of Parasteatoda tepidariorum (common house spider), 4924 nucleotides long. RefSeq names its product solute carrier organic anion transporter family member 74D. The record is from RefSeq and is a predicted model, not a curated record. NCBI's taxonomy places the organism in Eukaryota, Metazoa, Arthropoda, Arachnida, Araneae, Theridiidae. Gene Ontology annotation, cellular component: basolateral plasma membrane. Gene Ontology annotation, biological process: sodium-independent organic anion transport; transmembrane transport. Gene Ontology annotation, molecular function: protein binding.